AUGUCCGCCAUUAGGGAUAUUAUCCUUAAACCAACGGAAAAAGAUGCGUAUGAAGUUCUGAAGGCUGCAGUCCUUCAGUUCUUUACCCCCACUAACGAGGAGAGGUUGCGCCAGUUGCUGGCUCGUGACCCGAUCGGAGACAUGAUGCCAUGCAGGCAUCUGGCGCGUCUACGCUCGCUAGCCGGCCCAGCAAACGCCCACUCUGACAGUGUCAGAGAGCUGUGGCUCGAGUCGUUGCCACGUCACGUCCAACCGACGAUAACGGCUCUGCUGGAAGAUUCUUAA
Echinostoma caproni is the source of this 285-nucleotide messenger RNA. The record is from the annotation of a GenBank genome assembly. Lineage: Eukaryota; Metazoa; Platyhelminthes; Trematoda; Plagiorchiida; Echinostomatidae.